AUGCCAAAUGUGUCGUCACGACGAUCAUCUUUUGCUGAUCCUUACCCACGACGAGGCAGUGCUGCUUUCAUGGACCAACCUAGUGAAUGGGGGUAUGGAUACAGCCGAAGGGGAUCCUCUGCUACUUAUGACUGGCACGAUCCUUGGAAGCAAGAAGAGCGAACCGUACCGCGCCAUGGUAUCACAACGACUAUAGAAGUUGAAGAGGUUGUAAGCGAGGACGAAGGAGCACCAAGUCCACCAAAACUACUAGAAUCAUCAAGUCAACCAAAACUAAUAGAAUUUCCAACUGAACAUGAUCGGCGUGACUCAACCAAUGUUUCCACUGCGACCCCGGACGUCCAUGUCGGUUUAGGGAUCCGUGAUGAUAAUUCCGAUUACCGAACUUUCCGCAUAACCUUCCCAGCCAAAAGCAACGGACAAAACAGCAAGGAAGAGAAGAAGAUCGCGAAGGAAUUUCAAGUAUCCAAAAAACUUGAUACUAGACAGGAUUUCGAAAGAUGGUUUCAAAGACCAUUGGAGAUGACUAAAACGAUCUUGCAACGUGAUUCGGGAAUCUCCAAGGUUCAAUUAGCUCCUACCCUUUUUCGUUUCCAGGACCAGUGCGCGAGCUUUUGGAAUGACAAUGUGGGUCCAUACAGGAUCACAGUGGUGACUCUUCCAAAAGAAAUCACACGAUUACCCAACAGUCAUCGUGCGACAUACAGAAGGGAUCCUGUAGAUGCCAGAGACUCUCUCACGCUGUCCAAAGAGGAAUGGGUCGGAAAGAUCUCUAGUGAUUUCACCAAACAGAUCGAGUCUCAAGCAGAUGAAUAUGACUGGGACAAAGACAUACAAACCAGCUUGCUGUCUCACAUUCGUUCAGAAGCAGAAAUGACAUGGGAAAAAUUCUUCAGUUCUAAGUGUCCAUCGAAACCUAAUCCUGACAAAUUCUGUAAAAGGCUGAUCGACGUGGCUGCUAGAAAAGCAGCGAGUCGUCACCACCAAGAGUAG
Molecule: messenger RNA, 993 nt
Organism: Kwoniella shivajii
Lineage: Eukaryota; Fungi; Basidiomycota; Tremellomycetes; Tremellales; Cryptococcaceae
Exons: 1
Coding region: 1-993 (330 amino acids)
Source: RefSeq, a predicted model, not a curated record